AUGUUAAGUAAAUUACCACAAGAGUUUCGUCGGUACCAACGCAAUCGUAAUCAGUUACGGCAUAUUUUCAAGGAAACACACCGUACGCUAGAUGUUAUCAAUCAUGAAAAUUUUUUUCCUGAAGAAAACAUUAUUGAUGAGUUAUUACCCUCCUUGACCCUGGAUCGUCUUACUCAUAUACUGGACAAUCAACCAGCGAUUGUAAUAUCAGGGCAAGACUGCAAGUCAAAAUCAGCAUUGGUGAACCGUUUGUUGGAAGAAGAUAUUCUCCCAGUAGGGAGAACUGGCGGGUCAUGGCGAUGGAUUAAAUUCAGCUAUGGUACCACCAACCACGUCAGCCUGACCCUGGGUCUCGAGUAUGAAGUCGUUGAUUAUGUACCCACGGAGACUCCAUUCGAAACUUUGACCGUAGAAGAUUUGAACCGAUCUGGAAAUGAAGACGUUAAUUGUCCACAAGUUUUGGACGUCAAGCUGGAUCGGUUGAUUCUCAAAGACGGCGUACAAAUUUUUGUGAUACCCGAUAUCGCGGCCAUAAAGUCACUCGCUAAAGGAAUAUUAAAUAUUUUGCCGAUAUUUUUAUACGCGCUCGGUGAUUAUCCUCUCACGGAAUCAAAUACCGAGGAGUUGAGAGAAUUGAAAGAAACUUAUCCGUACAAUCCAGUAUUGUUUGUUUCUUCAUUGGCCAACAUCGUUUUCGACAGUGUUGAUGGUGACUUGACAGAAUCUGAACAGCACCGUUUACAAACUCAGGCUGAAAAUAAUCCCAGUAAUAAUAAAAAUAAAAAUAAAAAUAUAACUGAAUUUGUCAGUAGUGAUAAGAAGGAAGAAGAAACUUUUAACUUUGAGAAAAUGAAUUCUUUGGGGCGAACUUGGCUGGACCAAUUGGGAGGUCUAGGAUUUCUUCGCGUGGAAGAGUCUGUUGAGGAUCAACGGAUGGCCUGGCUGGUAGGGACCGAGUAUGUCAGUUCCAGUGACUUUGUUGAGUCCUAUAAAAAGAUGGACCGAGUUCUACACUUUAUUCGCAGUUGCCUUCAAAGUUAUCUUGUUAAUGCAAGCACUUGUUUAACUGAAAUUCAGACUACAUCGCUGCGUAAAUUUAUCCUCAGUGCUUUUGAUAUGGCUCGAGAAAUUCAGAUUACUCCCAGGAGAAUUCAGUACGCUCAACAGAAAGAAAAUGAAUUGUACGCGAGUUUGAUGAAUGUUGUCAACAAAAAUCAAGAUGAACUUACGGAACUGAUUCAAAACAUCAUACUAGAAAUGAAACAAGACUUAUCGUCACUGAGUAAUGAUUCAUAUCGGUAUCAAAACAAUAAUAAUUUAAGCAACAAUGAGCAGGAUGAGUGUCGCCGUGAAUGGUGUAAGACAGUUCGAACAGCGACAACAGAAGUACAGAGAUUAGUUUUGAGCCGUCUGAGUGAGAAAGUAGCACGGCAACUAGUUACAUCUGUUAAUUGUCUGAGGGAAACUUUUGUGGGUACUCUGCAACGCUGUUUGGUUGAGUUGGAAAAAAGUUACGACUCUAAUAACCAUGACGCAAAUUUGUUGGCGAGUGACGCCUUGAAGCAGAUAUUAUCUGCGGCUUACAACGUCGAGUUACAUAACUCCUCGCCAUCUUUAGUCCAUUCUUUUCUUGAGCGACUCAGACAACUGUUAAAGUCUUUGCCAUUGCCAUGGUCACCGACCCCGACACUCGACCAAGCUUGGCGCAAACGAGUCACAAUAGACGUUCUUAAUUCUCUCUGUCCAACAAGAUUAGCACGUACUAUAUCCACCCAAUUUAGAGAUAAAAUAAAAUCAUCCCACGAUACCUUUCACGCAGCACUCAGGUCCUUGGAGAAUCACUAUUCCGGUAAAUUGGAGCGAACUGAAGAGCAGAGAGUUGCUAUAAGAAAAAUACACGCUCCCAGGUUGGCAAAACUCGCACUAGAGUCAACCUCCAUGUCCGAUAUGGUCAGAUACGGUAUUCCGCAUCAGGGAAAAGAAAUCGGACGAGGACAGUACGGUGUAGUGUUUGCCUGUGACGCUUGGGCUGGAGCGCCAGGUUCUUGUGCUGUUAAAUCUGUGGUACCACCAGAUGAAAGACACUGGAAUGAUCUGGCCAUGGAGUUUUACUACACAAGAUCCAUUCCAGAUCAUAAGAGGAUUGUCAAAUUGAGAGGUUCGGUUAUUGAUUACAGCUAUGGAGGUGGUGGGGCUGCUGUUUUGCUGAUCACUGAUCGGAUGAGUCGCGAUUUGUACUGUGGGAUCCGCGCCGGAUUACCCUGGAUCACCAGAAUACAGAUUGCCAUCGAUGUUCUCGAGGGAAUUCGGUAUCUUCAUUCUCAAGGCCUGGUACAUAGAGAUAUUAAGUUAAAAAACGUUCUUCUGGACACGGAAAACCGAGCCAAGUUAACUGAUCUGGGCUUCUGUAUCACCGAGGCCAUGAUGAGUGGAAGUGUUGUUGGGACUCCUGUUCAUAUGGCUCCUGAAUUAUUGUCUGGGCGGUAUGACAGCAGUGUAGACAUCUACGCAUUUGGGAUUUUAUUCUGGUAUAUUUGUGCUGGACAUACCAAAAUGCCGUUUGCCUUUGAGCAGUUUCACAAUAAAGAACAGCUCUGGACCAGUGUCCGCAAAGGCUUACGUCCAGAACGUCUUGCUAGUUUCGAUGAUGAAUGCUGGGAACUAAUGGAGCAAUGCUGGGCUGGCGAGCCAUCCAGACGUCCUCUUUUGGGAGCAAUCGUCCCCGUCCUGGAGUUGAUUCGCGACAAAGCAGACAUAGGCAAGUUCACCGCUGAACCCGAUGCACUGAAACACCACGGCUCGUCCUCGUCCUCGUCCUCGAUGAAGAAUCCUGCUUUAGCACUAGCCGAACCCAAUAAUCAGAGAGGAACUACGUUGAGUCCUCUUUUGAAACGUAGACCCCUACGUCCUCUAAAAUAUCCUAAUCUCCAUAUGACUAAUUUAUUUCAAACAAGUGUCUGUUCGAAUCUUUAUGUACAAAUGCGUGAAUUUUGA
Molecule: messenger RNA, 2994 nt
Organism: Cotesia congregata
Lineage: Eukaryota; Metazoa; Arthropoda; Insecta; Hymenoptera; Braconidae
Source: the annotation of a GenBank genome assembly